AUGGAAAGAGGUAAUGCUAGGGCGUACUCUGUAAACGACGCACAGAGACAUCACCCUAACUCUGUAAUAAGGCGAGGGCAACUGCAUCAGGAGCAGGUACCGCUAAAGAAGCGAGCUCACUCUGGAUUUAGAGUAUGUCAGCUUAAUAUUGGAUCCAUGACUGAGAGAGGUAGAGAGUUGGCUGCCUUGAUGAGAGAAAAGAAAGUAGAUCUUAUGUAUGUGCAAGAAACAUUGAGGAUAUGUUAUGGAGGAGAGGUUCUGGAUAUUAUAAGUGUAUAUGCACCACAAGUUGGUUGCACAGAAGAAGAGAAGGGAAAUUUCUGGAGAGACAUGGAUGGAGUAAUGCAAGAACUGGAAGAACACGAGAGGGUGAUAGUGGGGGUGGAUUUGAAUGGCCAUGUUGGAAAUGAAAAAGAGGCAAUUGGUCAGGUGCAUGGGGGCCAUGGAACUGGGGAGAGAAAACCAGAAGGAGAGAGUGUAGUGGACUUUGCUAUAUCAUUUGACAUGGCAAUAGCAAACUCAUUCUUUACGAAGAGAAGGGAACACCUAAUAACAUAUAGGAGUGGGGGAAGAUGCUCCCAGAUAGACUACUUCCUGUAUAAAAGGAUAAAACUGGUGGAGGUCAAGAACUGCAAAGUUAUUCCAGACGACCAUGUAGCCCCCAACACAGACUGCUAUGUACGGAUUUGA
Messenger RNA from Macrobrachium nipponense, 690 nucleotides. RefSeq lists its product as uncharacterized. The record is from RefSeq and is a predicted model, not a curated record. The transcript is spliced from 2 exons. Gene Ontology annotation, biological process: chromatin remodeling. The coding region runs from base 1 to 690 and encodes 229 amino acids. Gene Ontology annotation, cellular component: nucleus. NCBI's taxonomy places the organism in Eukaryota, Metazoa, Arthropoda, Malacostraca, Decapoda, Palaemonidae.